AUGCCCCCUUGCCCCCUGUCCCUUCUGUCCCCCAGGGCCAUUGACAAGUGUGAGCUGCUGGUGAAGGAUCUUUACUCCAAGCUGGGGCUGCAGUACCGAGAGAGCAGCUCCGAGGACGAGGACUCAGCUGCCAGGGCCAUGGAGGUGAUCGAGAUCCCGGACGAGGAUGAGGAUGAUGAUGUCCUGAGCAUGGACUCUGGCUGGAAGCAGACCCCCAGCGACCCCAGAGUGGCCAAGGAUCACAACCUGCUCCGUGAGGCCAUGGCUGCCAUGAGGAAGUCUGCCCAGGAUGUGCAGAAGUUCAUGGAUGCUGUCAGCAGGAAGGUGAAUGGCCAAGAGGCACUCAAAGCUUCCCAAGGCCCUCAGGAAGCUCCAGGCCCUGUCCAGCCCCUGGGCUCUGCAGCACUUGGGAGUGACCUGAGCAACGAUGGAGACCUGAACCUUGGCAUGAGGAUCCUGGGCAAGAAGAGAACCAAAACGUGGCACAAAGGGACCCUCAUUGCCAUCCAAACCGUGGGGGCUGGCAAGAAAUACAAAGUGAAGUUUGACAACAAAGGGAAGAGUUUGCUCUCUGGCAACCACAUUGCCUACGACUACCACCCCCUGCCUGAGAGGCACCAGGUGGGCAGCAGGGUGGUGGCCAAGUACAAGGACAGGAACCAGGUCUGGCUCUAUGCUGGCAUCGUGGCUGAGACCCCCAAUGUCAAGAACAAAGACAGGUUCCUGAUCUUCUUCGACGAUGGCUACGCCUCCUACGUGAAGGAGUGGGAGCUGUACCCUGUCUGCAGGCCACUGCAGAAGGCCUGGGAGGACAUCGAGGACGUCUCCUGCCGUGACUUCAUCGAGGAGUACAUCACAGCCUACCCCAACAGGCCCAUGGUGCUGCUCAAGGCAGGGCAGCUGAUCAAAACCGAGUGGGAGGGCACCUGGUGGAAGUCCAGAGUGGAGGAAGUGGAUGGCAGCCUGGUCAAGAUCCUCUUCCUGGACGACAAGCGCUGCGAGUGGAUCUACCGCGGCUCCACGCGCCUGGAGCCCAUGUUCAGCAUGAAGACCUCCACAGCCUCCAGCCAGGAGAAGAAGCAGAGUGGACAGACCAGGACCCGACCCAACGUGGGUGCUGUCAGGAGCAAGGGGCCUGUGGUGCAGUACACCCAGGACCUGACUGGCACUGCCACUGCCACUGCCACCCAGUACAAGCCCUUGGAGCAGCUGCAGGUGCCCCAGGCUGCCCAGGACACCUCUGCCCAGCCUGCCGAGAUGGAGUGCUCUGAGAGUCAGCUGGCCCAGGCCAGGAAGCAGGUGGCCAAGAAGAGCACUUCCUUCCGCCCCGGUGCCCCCGGCCAGGCCUCGCCGUCCCCGCCCGUGCCCACCGACAGCCAGCCCCUGCCAAGGCCCAGCCUGGCACAGCACCACCGCCUCCUCCCCACCCCUCACUCCAUCCCUCUCCUCCCCACUCCUCCUCAAACCUUCCAGGGGAUGCUCGACCGAGUCCCUUCGGAACCAUCCUACCGAGCCCCGCUGGAGAAGCUUUUCUACCUGCCGCACGUCUGCAGCUGCAGCUGCCUGGCUCGGGUGCGGCCGCUGCGGGCGCAGCAGUACCGCAGCAGGAACCCUCUGCUGGUGCCGCUGCUCUACGACUUUCGCCGCAUGACCGCACGGCGCCGCCUGAACCGCAAGCUCAGCUUCCAUGUGCUCUACAAGACCCCCUGCGGGCUCUGCCUCCGCACCAUGCCCGAGAUCGAGCGCUACCUCUUCGAGACCGACUGCGACUUCCUCUUCCUCGAGAUGUUCUGCCUCGACCCUUACGUCCUGGUGGAUCGCAAGUUCCAGCCCUACAAACCCUUCUACUACAUCGCAGACAUCACCAAAGGCAAGGAGGAUGUGCCCCUGUCCUGCGUCAACGAGAUCGACAGCACCCCCCCGCCCCAGGUGGCCUACAGCAAGGAGAGGAUCCCCGGCAAGGGAGUCUACAUCAACACCAGCUGGGAGUUCCUGGUGGGCUGCGACUGCAGGGAUGGCUGCAGGGACAAAUCCAAGUGUGCCUGUCACCAGCUGACAGUGCAGGCCAGUGGCUGCACCCCGGGGGGGCAAAUCAACCCCAACUCAGGCUACCAGCACAAGAGGCUGGAGGAGUGUCUGCCAACAGGGGUGUACGAAUGCAACAAGCGCUGCAAGUGCAACGUCAACAUGUGCACCAACCGCCUGGUGCAGCACGGCCUGCAGGUGCGGCUGCAGCUCUUCAAGACGCAGAACAAGGGCUGGGGCAUUCGCUGCCUCGACGACAUCGCCAAAGGCUCCUUCGUCUGCAUCUACGCGGGGAAGAUCCUGACGGACGACUUCGCGGACAAGGAGGGGCUGGAGAUGGGCGAUGAAUACUUCGCCAACCUGGACCACAUCGAGAGCGUGGAGAACUUCAAGGAGGGCUACGAGAGCGACGCCAAAUGCUCCUCCGACAGCAGCGGCGUGGACCUGAAGGACGACGAGGAGGAGAACACAGGCACGGAGGAGCAGGAGGAAUCCAACGAGGACAGCUCCGACGACAACUUCGGCAAGGACGAGGACUUCGGCGCCGGUUCGGUGUGGCGCAGCUACGCCACCAGGCGCCAGACCCGCGGCCAGCGCGACCAUGGCCCCUCCGAGACAGCCUCCAAGGACUCCGGCCCCCAGCGCCAGCUCAGCCACGAGGAGGGGCCAGCUGCGGCCCCCUGCAAGCUGCCAGGCACCGAGGAGACCCCCAAGAAUAAAGUGGCCUCUUGGUUGAGCUCCAGCGGCAUGGCUGAGGGCUUCCAGGAGCAGGAUUCUGCCUCCUCCUGCAAGCUGAGCGAGGAGGGAGGAGGAGGAGGAGGAGGAGGAGGAGGAGGAGGAGGAGGAGGAGGAGGAGGAGGGGGAGGAGGAGGAGGAGGAGAGGUCAAAGCUGCCAAGACGGAGCCGCAGGGGGAGAGGGAGAAGAGUUCUGCCCCUGCUUUGCCCGAGCCAAAGGAGGAGCUGAAGGGGGUGAGGAAGGAGGAACCUGAGGAGCCAGGCAAAAUUCCUGGGCUGACCGAGCUGGGCAGGAUGUAUGGCUACAACCCCAGCCCCCCCAAGCUGGAGGGGGUGCAGAGGCCACUGAGCAAGACAGCACUGCUGCAGAGCAGGAGGCACUCCCUGCCCGUGCCAGCCUCCACCGAGGACAUCCUGACCCUGUCCAGCAGCACAGAGAGCGAAGGGGAGAACGGGCAGGGGGCAGCAGGGCAGCCCCAGGGCACUGCCAACGACAGCGACGACAUCCAGACCAUCUCCUCUGGCUCUGAGGAGGAGGAGGAGAAGAAGAACCCUGCAGCUGGCUCAGGGCCCCCCAAGAGGCAGGUGGCAGUGAAGUCCACUCGUGGCUUUGCCCUUAAGUCCACCCACGGCAUCGCCAUCAAGUCCAGCAGCCUGGCAGGGGGCGAGAAGGGCGAGGGGGCAGCGGCACACAGGACCACCAGGCAGUUCUACGACGGGGAGGAGUCCUGCUACAUCAUCGAUGCCAAGCUGGAGGGCAACCUGGGCAGAUACCUCAACCACAGCUGCAGCCCCAACCUCUUCGUGCAGAAUGUCUUCGUGGACACUCACGACCUUCGCUUCCCCUGGGUCGCUUUCUUCGCCAGCAAGAGGAUCCGUGCUGGCACCGAGCUGACCUGGGACUACAACUACGAGGUGGGCAGCGUGGAGGGCAAGGAGCUGCUGUGCUGCUGUGGAGCCAUCGAGUGCCGUGGGAGGCUGCUGUGAGCCUGCCCUGCUGCCUCUGCCUCCCCCUGGGGGCUCUGCCAGGGCCAAGGCUCUGCCAGGGCCAAGGCUUUGCCCGGGAGGUGUCUGUG
Pogoniulus pusillus (Red-fronted tinkerbird) is the source of this 3836-nucleotide messenger RNA. It is a transcript of the gene SETDB1, whose product is annotated as SET domain bifurcated histone lysine methyltransferase 1. Gene Ontology annotation, cellular component: nucleus. The record is from RefSeq and is a predicted model, not a curated record. Gene Ontology annotation, biological process: negative regulation of gene expression; heterochromatin organization. NCBI's taxonomy places the organism in Eukaryota, Metazoa, Chordata, Aves, Piciformes, Lybiidae. Gene Ontology annotation, molecular function: zinc ion binding; protein binding; histone H3K9 methyltransferase activity.